UACGGUCAUUUAAAGGAGCUGUGAGAUUAUCCGCGCUCCAUUCUAUCCUCGCUCCCAGAAUGUCAACUUGUGACUCUGCCAAAACAGCUUGGUCUCCGCCAUCCCUUGGUGCUGCGUGCUUCAUGUCCAUCCCAGCCGAGGACGUUCCCCGCGCAAAAUCUUUCUACAAAAAAGUCUUUGACUGGACUUUCAAACCCUCCCCAGAUCCCACCUCAUACCCCGACGCCAGUUUCGCCAUGUUCUAUACACCUUCGCCGAUUCUCAUGGGAGCAAUCGUCAAAUCAAGCGAAAACUCCGCUAACACGCCUGGUGUUGGGAUCGACAUCUAUUUGCUGGUUGAUGAUAUUGAGGGCACGUUUGAGAAGGCGAAAAGUGCCGGAGGCAGCGUGGCGAUGGAAAUGGUCGCAGACGGAAAUCACACCUUGCGCGGGAAAGUUGCGGAUACUGAGGGAAACGUGAUUGGGAUAUUGAAGUGGUUAGCUUGUUAAACAAGAUUGAAUAAGAUGAGGGCUUGUAUGACGGCUGACAUGUUUUUCUUUGUGUAUACUCCGAGUAUAUAUACUAACUCACAAUGUUUCAACGUUCAACUUU
Messenger RNA from Laccaria bicolor S238N-H82, 591 nucleotides. RefSeq lists its product as uncharacterized. NCBI's taxonomy places the organism in Eukaryota, Fungi, Basidiomycota, Agaricomycetes, Agaricales, Hydnangiaceae. The record is from RefSeq and is a predicted model, not a curated record. The coding region runs from base 60 to 488 and encodes 142 amino acids. The transcript has a single exon.